UGUUUCCACCCGGAGAUCCAGCGCGCUAUUUUGGUGUCCGUAACGCAAACGCAAACGCUAAAUAAAUAAAUAAAUAAAUAAAUAAAUAAAUAAGUAAAUAAAAAUAAACCUAUCCCUUAGCGGCACCUUAGCGGCGUGACGUGACAUUUGGAGUGAUCACGUCGGGCUUCAUGGAUGAAAUCCGAGACAGACUCCGACAGAAGAAGUUCACGCAGGAGGAGACGGAUCUCCUGGUGCGGGAGGUGCAGAAGCGGCACAACAUCUACGGCACCCGGAACACGCCGCCGCGCUCCGAGGACGUGAAGAAGGCCUGGGACGAAGUGGCGAAGACCCUCAACGCCUCCUCCUCCACCGGCAUCCGGAGAACCGCCGUGCAGUGCCGCAAGCGCUUCAACGAUGUGCGCCGGAGAACCAAGCAGAAGCUCGCCGCGUCCCGGCGCACCAUGCAGGGGAACGGACCUGGAGGAGGAGCAGCAGGAGGAAGAGGAAGAGGAAGAGGAGGAAGAGGAGCGAGCACCAGCGACACACUGAGCCCGGCUGAGGACACCACCUUCCCCGAGGAAAGCGCACACGGGUUCGGGGGGUUCGAGUUCGGCCUGACAGCUUCGCAGGUCGACGCUGCGUCGGGCCCUAAAUCGGAGCCGGUGUGGGAUGAGAUGGAGCAGGCGGAGGCAGAGGCGGAGGCGGAGGCGGAGAUAGAGGUGGAGGUGGAGGACUCUGUACAGCCCGCGGGGCGGCGGCGGCGGCACAGCCAGCAGCGGGCAGGUGAUCUGGCAUUCCUGGACGUGCAGCAGGGAGGCUUCGACAUGCUUCAGCGGGAACUCGGAGCCCUGCGGCGCACCAUGAACACGCGGCUGCGCAGGAUGGAGAGCAGGGUUUACCCGCUGCUGGCGUCUGUGGAGGACAGUCUGCGCAGACUCGCUAACGCCGCCGAGCGCUGGGCUCCUCCUCUGAGCGACACGGGGCCUGCGUCUGCGUCUGCGCAGCCCACAAACCCGCGCCGCUGCUUACGCGUGCGCACGAGAGGGAGGAGAGGAAGGUCCAUUAAUAUAUGGCUGUGAUAUGUUUUUUUUUUUUUUUAAAUUAUUAAACACUUUUUAAUCCUACUCUGGUGUCGGAUUUAUUUUAGUUUUAUUUAACACCUUGUUUCCAGCAUUUCAGAAUUCUUCUCUGAAAUCAAUCACACGUCAUACAGAGAUUAGCAAGAUGGCUGCACGGUGGCUUGCACU
Molecule: messenger RNA, 1229 nt
Organism: Pangasianodon hypophthalmus (striped catfish)
Lineage: Eukaryota; Metazoa; Chordata; Actinopteri; Siluriformes; Pangasiidae
Exons: 2
Coding region: 171-1061 (296 amino acids)
Cellular component (GO): nucleus
Source: RefSeq, a predicted model, not a curated record